AUGAACGGCUGCAUACUUGCUCCCACCCUCUUCAGCCUCAUGUUCUUUGCCGUGCUGAUGGACACCUACCGUGAUGAGCGCCCCGAGAUACGCAUUGGCUACAGAACUGACGGGCAUCUUCUCAACAGCAUGCGCAUGUGGGCCCCCACGCGACUAUCCAUGACUACUGUCCACGACUUGCCCUUUGUUGACGGCUAUGAGCUCAACACCACGACCGAAGAAGACAUGCAACAAGGUAUGGACCUCCUCGCCGCGGGGCGCGCCAACUUCGGACAGACUAUCGACAUGGAGAAAAACGGUGGUCAAUCACCAACCAUCGAUUUACCCACGAUACAGUUCUCCUCUUCGUAG
Messenger RNA from Spirometra erinaceieuropaei, 351 nucleotides. The record is from the annotation of a GenBank genome assembly. NCBI's taxonomy places the organism in Eukaryota, Metazoa, Platyhelminthes, Cestoda, Diphyllobothriidea, Diphyllobothriidae.